Oncorhynchus kisutch (coho salmon) is the source of this 1590-nucleotide messenger RNA. RefSeq lists its product as uncharacterized. The coding region runs from base 194 to 1408 and encodes 404 amino acids. The record is from RefSeq and is a predicted model, not a curated record. The transcript is spliced from 2 exons. Lineage: Eukaryota; Metazoa; Chordata; Actinopteri; Salmoniformes; Salmonidae.
GAUGGUCUCUCUGUCUCUCUCCUCGUGUUAUAGGGUCAUGUGAUUGAUAUCCUCUCUGCUAUUGGUCAGAUCCCUAUCUCGAUGCUAUUUUGGUGUUUCCAUAUAUCCUCUCUGCUAUUGGUCAGAUCCCUAUCUCGAUGCUAUUUUGGUGUUUCCAUAUAUCCUCUCUGCUAUUGGUCAGAUCCCUAUCUCGAUGCUGUUUUGGUGUUUCCAUAUAUCCUCUCUGCUAUUGGUCAGAUCCCUAUCUCGAUGCUGUUUUGGUGUUUCCAUAUAUCCUCUCUGCUAUUGGUCAGAUCCCUAUCUCGAUGCUGUUUUGGUGUUUCCAUAUAUCCUCUCUGCUAUUGGUCAGAUCCCUAUCUCGAUGCUAUUUCCAUAUAUCCUCUCUGCUAUUGGUCAGAUCCCUAUCUCGAUGCUGUUUUGGUGUUUCCAUAUAUCCUCUCUGCUAUUGGUCAGAUCCCUAUCUCGAUGCUGUUUUGGUGUUUCCAUAUAUCCUCUCUGCUAUUGGUCAGAUCCCUAUCUCGAUGCUGUUUUGGUGUUUCCAUAUAUCCUCUCUGCUAUUGGUCAGAUCCCUAUCUCGAUGCUAUUUCCAUAUAUCCUCUCUGCUAUUGGUCAGAUCCCUAUCUCGAUGCUGUUUUGGUGUUUCCAUAUAUCCUCUCUGCUAUUGGUCAGAUCCCUAUCUCGAUGCUAUUUCCAAAAAUCCUUUCUGCUAUUGGUCAGAUCCCUAUCUCGAUGCUAUUUCCAUAUAUCCUCUCUGCUAUUGGUCAGAUCCCUAUCUCGAUGCUGUUUUGGUGUUUCCAUAUAUCCUCUCUGCUAUUGGUCAGAUCCCUAUCUCGAUGCUAUUUCCAUAUAUCCUCUCUGCUAUUGGUCAGAUCCCUAUCUCGAUGCUAUUUUGGUGUUUCCAUAUAUCCUCUCUGCUAUUGGUCAGAUCCCUAUCUCGAUGCUGUUUUGGUGUUUCCAUAUAUCCUCUCUGCUAUUGGUCAGAUCCCUAUCUCGAUGCUAUUUUGGUGUUUCCAUAUAUCCUCUCUGCUAUUGGUCAGAUCCCUAUCUCGAUGCUGUUUUGGUGUUUCCAUAUAUCCUCUCUGCUAUUGGUCAGAUCCCUAUCUCGAUGCUGUUUUGGUGUUUCCAUAUAUCCUCUCUGCUAUUGGUCAGAUCCCUAUCUCGAUGCUGUUUUGGUGUUUCCAUAUAUCCUCUCUGCUAUUGGUCAGAUCCCUAUCUCGAUGCUGUUUUGGUGUUUCCAUAUAUCCUCUCUGCUAUUGGUCAGAUCCCUAUCUCGAUGCUGUUUUGGUGUUUCCAUAUAUCCUCUCUGCUAUUGGUCAGAUCCCUAUCUCGAUGCUGUUUUGGUGAUUCCAUAUAUCCUCUCUGCUAUUGGUCAGAACCCUCUCUCGGUGCUGUUUUGGUGUUUCAAUAAGAUGUAUUCCGUGUGAGAAAUUGCCAAGAAACUGAAGAUCUGUGUGAACAUUUAAUUACCUUUGUAGACGCAACCAAUCUGAGGUUUGGUUGCGUCUACAAAUCUGUCGUUCUGAACAGGCAGUUAACCCACUGUUCCUAGACCGUCAUUGAAAAUAAGAAUUUGUUCUUAACUGACGUGCC